UUUGAGCGCACCCCUUCAACCAAUCGGGUUUGUCCGAAUUUACCGUAUUAAAGCGAGCGUGUCACCACCACCGUAAACCGAUAAACUACAGACACUUUGAACACAGCUUCACCAGAACCUCUCCUCUGGCAAAUACUGGGCAGCACAAGACAAAUUUAAUUUGUGCUCAAUAAGAUGUUGUUGACGAGGAUCCCUGCUAUUCCCGGAAGACUGAGCUUCCACGCUCAAUUGGCUCUUUCCGGGAGAAAGUCGCUUCGUUGUUUUGCUUCAGAAGCCAACACUCAGCGCGUUCGUAUGAAUAAUUUGGAACAGAACAGUUUCAUCAACUAUGAACGGCUAAAACAAAACUUGGACAUUGUCAAGAAGCGUCUUAACAGACCUUUGACAUACUCCGAAAAGAUUCUUUACAGUCAUUUGGACGAUCCUAAAAAUCAAGACAUCGAACGUGGUGUCUCGUACCUUCGUCUUCGUCCUGACCGUGUCGCUUGCCAAGAUGCCACGGCCCAGAUGGCUAUUCUUCAGUUCAUGUCCGCCGGAAUGCCUGAGGUUGCUGUCCCUACGACAGUUCAUUGCGAUCAUUUAAUUGAGGCCUUUUCCGGCGGCAAAAAGGACUUGGCUCGCGCUGAGACCACAAACAAGGAGGUUUACGACUUUUUGUCGUCCGCUUGUGCCAAGUACAACAUUGGCUUCUGGCGUCCUGGUUCCGGUAUUAUCCAUCAAAUUAUUCUCGAGAACUACGCCUUCCCUUACAGUCUGCUUAUCGGUACUGAUUCCCACACGCCCAAUGCCGGUGGUCUGGGCCAAGUUGCCAUCGGUGUCGGUGGAGCUGACGCUGUCGAUGUCAUGGCUGAUUUGCCUUGGGAGUUGAAAUGCCCCAAGACGAUUGGUGUGAAGUUGACGGGCAAGCUUAACGGCUGGACUGCUCCUAAGGAUGUUAUUCUUAAGGUUGCCGGUAUUCUUACCGUGAAGGGUGGUACUGGUGCCAUUGUUGAAUACUUUGGUCCUGGUGUUGAAUCUCUUUCAUGCACAGGUAUGGCUACUAUUUGCAACAUGGGUGCCGAAAUUGGUGCUACAACUUCCAUCUUCCCCUUCAACAAGCGUAUGUCGCAAUACUUGCGGGCAACGAACCGUGGCCCCAUUGCCACGCUUGCCGAGCAAUAUGGCAGUGUCUUUGCUGCUGACGGCGAUGCUCACUAUGACGAGGUUGUCGAGAUUAACUUGGACGAAUUGGAGCCUCACCUGAACGGUCCCUUCACUCCUGACUUGGCAACUCCCGUCUCCAAGUUUAAGGAUGCCGUGAAGAAGAACGAUUGGCCCGCUGAGCUCAAGGUCGGUCUGAUCGGUUCCUGCACAAACUCUUCCUACGAGGAUAUGACUCGUGCCGCUUCCAUUUGCCAACAAGCUUUGGACAAGGGCAUCAAGGCCAAGUCUAUCUUCACUAUCACUCCUGGUUCCGAACAAGUGCGUGCUACCUUGGCUCGUGAUGGUCAAUUGGAGACCAUGAGCAAGGCCGGUGGUAUUGUUCUUGCCAAUGCCUGUGGUCCCUGUAUUGGUCAAUGGAAGCGUACCGAUGUGAAGAAGGGUGAGAAGAACUCCAUUGUUACUUCUUACAACCGUAACUUCACUGGCCGUAACGAUGCCAAUCCCGCUACUCAUGCUUUCGUUACUUCCCCUGACAUUGUUACUGCCAUGGUGUUCGCUGGUGACAUGCGUUUCAACCCUCUUACCGAUACUUUGAAGGAUGCCAAUGGCAAUGACUUCAAGUUUGAGCCUCCCUCUGGUGAGGGUCUUCCUUCCAAGGGUUACGAUGCCGGUGCCAACACAUACGUUAAGCCUGAUCCUGCUUCGGCUAAGGAUGUCGUUAUUGACCCUCAGUCGAACCGUCUCCAACGCUUGAAGCCCUUUAGCAGAUGGGACGGCAAGGAUGCCACUGGCAUGCGCAUCCUCAUCAAGGCCAAGGGCAAGUGUACUACCGAUCACAUUUCUGCCGCUGGUCCCUGGUUGAAGUACCGUGGUCAUCUGCAAAACAUCUCCAACAACUAUAUGAUUGGUGCCAUCAACUCUGAGAACGGCGAGGCCAACAAGUUGAAGAACUUGGAGACCGGUGAUUACGCUUCCGUUCCCGAGGUUGCUCUUUACUACCGCGACCACGGCAUUCGUUGGGUUACCAUUGGUGAGGAAAACCUUGGUGAGGGUUCUUCUCGUGAGCAUGCUGCUUUGGAGCCCCGUUACUUGGGUGGCACUGCCAUUAUCACCAAGUCGUUUGCCCGUAUCCACGAGACCAACUUGAAGAAGCAAGGUCUCUUGCCUCUCACCUUUGCUGAUCCUUCUGCUUACGACAAGAUUAACUACAACGACAAGGUUGACAUCUUGGGUCUCACUGACUUUGCUCCCGGCAAGCCUUUGACCCUUAAGGUUCACCCUGCCGACGGUUCUGCCGCAUGGACGACUACCUUGAACCACACCUUUAACCAGGAUCAAAUUGAAUGGUUCAAGGCUGGAAGUGCUUUGAACCACAUGGCUGAUGUCCGUAAGAACUAAACUAUGCUAGUGGCUACUUGCAAAUUUUGAUAUCGCCUACGGGUAUGUUAUGGCGUUUCGCAGCACCGGGAUUCGGUUUCACGAAAACAUAAUGGUAUGGCUUCUCUGCUGUGAAUGAUUUGGUCAAGGCGAUGUGAUGUCUAAAGCUGGUCGUAUCGUCUCUCUAUGACUAUUGCUCUGCACAUCAGGAACUCUUAUGUAUGUACCGCGUAAUGGUUCACAGAAGUACUGCAAAUUGUGCUUCACAGGUUUAGGUAAUGAAACAUAAAUUUCUCUCAACUACAA
This is a messenger RNA of Schizosaccharomyces japonicus yFS275, 2826 nucleotides long. Its product is annotated as aconitate hydratase. The coding region runs from base 175 to 2541 and encodes 788 amino acids. NCBI's taxonomy places the organism in Eukaryota, Fungi, Ascomycota, Schizosaccharomycetes, Schizosaccharomycetales, Schizosaccharomycetaceae. The record is from RefSeq and is a predicted model, not a curated record. Gene Ontology annotation, biological process: tricarboxylic acid cycle. Gene Ontology annotation, cellular component: mitochondrion. Gene Ontology annotation, molecular function: 4 iron, 4 sulfur cluster binding; aconitate hydratase activity. The transcript is spliced from 4 exons.